This is a messenger RNA of Diversispora eburnea, 546 nucleotides long. Lineage: Eukaryota; Fungi; Glomeromycota; Glomeromycetes; Diversisporales; Diversisporaceae. The record is from the annotation of a GenBank genome assembly.
AUGAAUAGAUAUAUAUAUGCAUAUACGUGUCGAUAUUUCAACGGAGAUAUUUAUGAAGACCCCGAAGAAACAAUUAAUGUGAUAUGGCAACUAUCACCAAUUUUAGGCAAUAACGAAAACAUUAUUUAUGAAAAUGUAUCUCAAGCUAUUGUAGCAAGUAGUAAUGUUAUUCUUCAGAAUCCACAAUAUAGUCAACCACCAGAAUUUUUAAAUUUAAUUCUAAAUGAUGUUAUUUAUUUACUUUCAUCUUUGGAAAAUAUUCUUUCUUCACUUUCUGAUCUUUAUAAUCUCUUUCACCUAGCAAGUCAGAAUCUUAAUCUAGAAAGUGUAUAUAUGAAUUCAAUUGGACAACGAAAUAAGGAAGAAAUGGAUGAAUUAAUUAUUUUAAAAGUUCUGAAAAGUCAAGUUGAAAUUGAGAAAGAAAAAAGAAUUAAAGAAUUAGAAAUGUAUAAUAAAGAUAAAGAUAAUAUUGAAGAAUUAAUAAUAAGAAGGGGUAAAAAAGAUGAGAAAAAUUUGGAUAAUAAUAAUUUAAUUACUGAGAUAUAA